This is a messenger RNA of Myodes glareolus (Bank vole), 2439 nucleotides long. RefSeq names its product putative G protein-coupled receptor 141. Lineage: Eukaryota; Metazoa; Chordata; Mammalia; Rodentia; Cricetidae. Gene Ontology annotation, biological process: G protein-coupled receptor signaling pathway. The record is from RefSeq and is a predicted model, not a curated record. Gene Ontology annotation, cellular component: membrane. Gene Ontology annotation, molecular function: G protein-coupled receptor activity; oxysterol binding.
UGCUUUGAUGUCUUAAGACAGCUAAAGAUGACUGUGCGGUUAUGACAGAAGAAGCAACAGCUCGUGCAAGAAGAUGGGACCUUUGGGAGAAACAAGUGCCCGGUAAAAGUUACAGCAGCAGAAGGCCAGUCUUCAAGAGAACCACAGCUCCACACAGCAGCCUGCCUGGGAGAAGGGAGCCGUGAACAAUGGAACGUGAACAGACACCAUCAGAGAGAAAGCUACAGGAAGUAUUUCCCCAUGCCUUGCUCAUUCUGAGUACAGAACAUUUGGGGUAGUACAAAAAAGCAGGAUGAGAAACUGCGUUGGAAGAUCCCUCUACCGUUUUCAGUUUAACUUUGCAAAUAAGUCCAUUGGGAGUGAAAACAAAAGCCUUUCCACCAAGGAGAAGUUUUGAAUCUGUCCCACUGUAGGCAGAGAUAAAUGUCCCUCUGAGCUCAGAUGGUUUAUCAGGACUCUGUAUCUGGGCUGUUGGACUUCUUGAGACCACAGUGUAAGGCUUGAGCUAUUUCCUCACUUCAUGACCCUGCUCAUGUGUCUGUUGAUUGCGGUGUUAGGGUAGUCUUGGUUCCAGCAACUGCCUUUACUGCACUGCACUGCGCACUGCGCACAGUGCCUCGGGCUUUUCCAUCAGGACCAAUCACAACCAGAAAGGAGCAGUUUAUGAUCCAAUUUCUUCGUGACAAGCCAUGGGUGUGAUGAAUGCAACCAUAAUGUCAAAUGGCUCAAGCACAGACCAAGACUACUGUGAUGCCUUCUGCAGAAUUAUUUUGAUAAUUGUCUACAGUGUGCCUUUGUUUGGAGGCACCGCUGGAACAAUUAUGAUGUCAUAUAUAAUGUUCAAAAGGAAUAGCCAAUCAGCGAUUGCCACAAUCAUUAUAAAUAUCAUUGUACUGCACUCCCUCCUCCUGAUUAGCCUGCCAUUCCGCCUCAGCUACUAUCUCUCAACAGUCUGGAAGCUUGGGUCUUUUGCAUGCCGAGUGGCUAGUGGCAUCAUAUAUGGUCAUAUGUACUUUACUUUUGUUUUUUAUGUGGCCAUUGUCAUACUUCGUUUGCUCAUCUAUUUUAAGAAACUCCAAAUGCAACAGCUACAAAAGUUCCAUGCCGUGGUUCUAAGUAUUAUUAUUUGGAUGGUAGGAAGCUUCAUCUUUUUGCCAAUAUUUUUUUUACAGUAUGGCACAGAUCCAAGUUACUCAGAGCAACAACAACGAUGUUUUGAGUUUCAUAGAUCUCUCAACUGUACAGAUAUCAUCAUCAUAAACUACUCUACAAUUGCCAUUAUGAUGACAACAGUUCUGGUCCUCUUUCUGACUCAGCUCGCUGUAAUUCUUUGUUUGAUAAGAGACUAUUGGCCUGAUAUGUGGGCCCAUCAGGAUUUCCGAGCUCAAAUCAACAGUUUCUUCUUCCUGGUAGUCAUCGUUGUCUGCUUCAUACCCCACCAUGCAUUCAGGGUAUAUUUUAUUCAAAAUUACCCAGAGGAAAAGAAUUCUAAAUUAAUACUUUACAAUGAAAUCUGUGUUGCUUUAACAGCCUUCUGCUGCCUGGACAUGUUGUGUUUCAUAGGUGGCAUCAUCCAUUAGACCCUCCUAUGCCUUUUUUGUAACUGCUUUAUGGAAUAUCACGAUGAAACACACUCCAAUUGAAUAGGUGAGGUGCUGCUAUCAUCUUAAAAAAGUUCCAAGCUCACUGUUCCUGAACACCAAAUUUUUAGAUUUCUCUUAGCCAAAAUUGCUUUCAUACUAAGACUUAGUUAACCCCCUAGUCAUCCCACUUUCCUUUGAGAAUACUUACAGUUUCCAAAUGUAUCUCAAAAUAUGUUCAAUUGUUAGCCUUAGGCCAACCAAGCACACAAUUCCUUCCUUUGUCCAUUUCAUGCAAUAUUCACUUCAGUCAAGUACAUGUUGGUUCUUCCAAGUAUUCCUGACACAUUUAGUCUACCAAGUUUUGCCCUGAAUGUAUUUGUUUUCCCAAUUCCUGUCCAACAAAAUCUAGAAACUUAAUAGAUAGGGAAUCUACAGAUAAACAGGGUUCUAAAAUAGUCUUAAUUUGUUCAACUUACAAUUUCCUGCUGAUAUUGGUUUCGGGAGGGGAAUAUUAGCUUGGAUAGCAUGAUCAAGAGAGUUAAAGAAACUCUUCCAAGACACUGGACAUCGAUGUGGUUCAUUGUAAUCAAGACACAGUAGGAUAGCAGAAGUUACCUCCUUAUCUACCUUCAAUACAAAAGCAGUAAAAGACAUUGAAUAAGGCAUCAAGAAACUGGACAUAGGCUAAGUUUUCAACAGACUCUUUGAGUACAAACUUUUGAGGCCAUAGAGUGCUUUUUAUGAUUUUCCAAGAUACCCUACACAUCUGAGAACAAUUAUAUGAUUAAACAAGAGCCUGUGUCUGCCAUGGUCAAUAAAAGCAAUCAAAAGAACUAACUUGGAUUCCACUUAUAUC